AUGGCUCACUUCCGUGGUGGUGAUCGACCGUUUGCCUCGCUGCACAACCUAUUGAAGAUGCUACUCUCACCUCAUCAGUCCAACAAGCCUGUCCAACAGGACAACGAAAUGGCUGAGGACGUGGACGAACCCCCAGAACAUCAUUUUAUCGACACCUCUACCAUGCAUGCCGACGACGGCCUAGUCUACGUCAAAUCCCCCACCGUCGUCACCGACCACAAAGAAUCCCUCCUCACCCGGGCCCUCAAGCACAGUCCGGUUCUCAGUCCGUCGGAGCAGCACCCGUCUCAGGAUCACCCCCUCUGCCGCUCCUACCCUUACAGCAUCAGUGGCAUGUCCACCGCCGAGCUCACCAGUGAUGGCGGUCUGACGAGUCCCUCCCUGUCCAACACCCCAAGCCCUCCACUGCCGGCCCAGUUCACCAACAGAGGUUCUCCGGCACGGAUGGAAAACAACAAGGCUGCCGCUGGUCAAGCGGGUGAGUCUGCAGUGGAAGCCAACCUGGGACGCAAGAGGUGCAUCAGCUUCGCAUGCGGACGGAAAGCGGAGGAACCGAAGCCUCAACAACAACCCCCUACGCCUCAACGACCCGUCGCACAGGGUAGGGAUAGUGAACCCACUCCUUCCGAACCCCUCAAGCGGAAGACGACUCUCACCUUUGUCUGUCCGGCUCGCGAUCCCGACACCCGCCAAGAGCGCUCUCCCCUCCGCGGAGCCGCCUGCCGCGCGCGGCCUCGUGGAUCGCCCGCACCGGUUGCUCGGAAGGCUUCUCCGGAGAAGACCGCCCCGUCCAUCCCGUCGCCCCAGGAUCAGAAGUCUCCCGCUCCGGACCGCAGGGCCGUCAUUCCGAGUGGACUGGGUAAGUUCGAGGAAUCGGAGGCUACCCGGUUCCAUGAGUUUGCUAGCUCCGUUGAGGAGGAUGACGAAUGGGUCGUCAAGUCUUCCGAUUAUAAAGAGAAGAUCACCUUGAGUGAUUGUAUGAAGAAAGAAAAUGCGAUCCGCAAGCUCGGUGAAGAAGCUGAGGCUGAGGAAGCCAUGGAAGAGGAGGAAGCUGAAGAGGACGAGGACGAGGACGAGGAUGACGAAGAUGAGGAUGAGGAGGAUGAGGACGCUGACGACGACUCGACUGUUCACGACUUCUCUGAUGAUGGGAACGAGUCCGACAACGAGGCCGGGUUCGCCGAUUCAGAUGAAAGUGAGGAUGGUUCGGAAUACGAAUUCUGGGCCCCAACGUCGACUACGGCUGCUACGACGCCUCAGACUCUCGAAAUCCCCCGCACCGUUCUCCCGCGUCGCGAUUCCAAUACGUCCUUUGACUCUGCCAAGGAGGACCGUCGUCGAAGAUGGCCGCCUGCGCUCUCCGGAAAGUCCGUGAGCCGGCCGACCAAGGUUCCCAAGAUGCGCCCCAGCACUCCUAACCUGCCAGACAGCACGGAUUUCGUCUGCGGCACGUUUGACGAGGACCGGCCUUUGGAAGCCGCCUAUAAGUCGUGCAUGGAGCAGCGUCGUCUUUCAAAGCAGAUCGUCAUCCCUCAGGAUAUCGACCCUAGCUUCCCUACGUCGGAUCCAGAUGAUGAGGAAGACGACGAUGGACUGGCCGAGUCGAUGGUGGUCGAUGAGGCGCCUCGCGGACGCCCUGGUGCCGACCAGUCACGGAAGCAGUCGCCCCGGACGUCCCCGCGCCGGAUGGUUUCGCCGCCGCCGCCGACUCGUCGCCAUUCUCGUUUGUCUCCCCGUCGCCUUCGUUCUCCGCCACCGCCGGUCAAGUUCAAGUCGCCCUUCAAGAGCGAAGGCGCGGCUACCAAGGACGUGCCUCGCCUCGAUCCCCGCGGCAUGAACAUCAGUGAAUUGGUGCAGCGGCCUCCCAUGACUCGGACCAAGUCGCUUCCCCGGACCCCGAACCCCUUCUUCACCAAGGCGCACCAGUGGACAGGCAUCGUCCCGCUCCGGGAAUCCCCAGAGCGGGAGUCCUCCCGUACGCGCGAGGUGCAUACGCGAGGCCCGAUCGACAUCGUCGAGGGGCUCGAAAAGAAACGCCAGAAACGCAAGGAAAAGUUCUGGCGUCAACACUGUCGCAAAGCUGCUAAGGAGCAGAUGGAGCGACGACCGAUCCCCGGCAAGGGCGCCGAACGGAUGAAGGACCUGGGCCUCGCAGUUGCUGAGAGGUGCCGAGCCUACGGCGUUGGAGAGAACGCGCAGCUCGUCCUAUCUGUUUAA
This is a messenger RNA of Aspergillus terreus NIH2624, 2217 nucleotides long. RefSeq names its product DUF2457 domain-containing protein. NCBI's taxonomy places the organism in Eukaryota, Fungi, Ascomycota, Eurotiomycetes, Eurotiales, Aspergillaceae. The transcript has a single exon. Bases 1 to 2217 code for a protein of 738 amino acids. The record is from RefSeq and is a predicted model, not a curated record.